Molecule: messenger RNA, 3409 nt
Organism: Portunus trituberculatus (swimming crab)
Lineage: Eukaryota; Metazoa; Arthropoda; Malacostraca; Decapoda; Portunidae
Product: histone-lysine N-methyltransferase 2D-like
Exons: 2
Coding region: 175-1842 (555 amino acids)
Source: RefSeq, a predicted model, not a curated record
CUGAGGGUAUUUACAUUGUAUCAGCUGUUUGGACGGAGGGUGGAGUGGGCAGCAUUGUUUUUAUCCUUAACUCUAUUUCCUCCACUCUGGGGCGUCACCUGUACCUGAGGAGCUGCAGCAGAGGCGAGGGGCGUCCGAGGCAGGUGUGGGGUGUUACAGUUGCUGGUGUGGACCAUGAAUGACAAGGUGGAGUUGAAUCAUGACACAGUCGGGCCAGACAGUCUCGCCCUAGAGGUUGGCCACCAACAGGACCACCACCAGCAGGAGCAGCAGCAACAACAGCAGCAACAACAACAACAACAACAACAACAACAACAACAACAACAACAACAACAACAACAGCAGCAACAACAAUUGCUGCUGCAAGAACAGCUGGAGCAGCAGCAGCAAGAACACUAUCACCAUCACCACCAUCACCAUCACCAUCACCACCACCACCAGUUACAACAACAUCUUCAGCAUUUGCAGCAUCUCCAGCAGCAGCACCAGCAGCAGCAACAUGAACAUGAAGGAGUUCUGCCCCUCAAAGCAGAUCAGAGGAUGGGGGAGGAGGGGCUGGGGCCGCCACUGCAGCCCGGUGAGGGGCAGCCUGGGCUGCCCAAGGAGCCGGGGGGGCUGCUGGGGCCAGGGCGGAAGGUGGGGGCCAAGAGCAAGUCCAGCAUGGGGCCACCGCCCCGGCCCUUUAAGAAGGCGCGGUACGCCUGGGAGAUCAAGAACUACGAGCACACGGUGAGCAACAUGGCACAGAGCCUGGGCGGCGAGUGCUCUGUGGAGCUGCAUGAUGACUCCCAGGACUCCCAGAGCAGCGAUGUCAAUAGUGACGGCAGCCAGGAGGAUGGCGCCCCAACCGCCCGUGACGACCUGCCCGUUGGUGGCCUGGACCGGGCUUCCUUCAUGGACCCCAGGGCCAGGGCCAGGCCGGACCUCAUGCCCCCCAUCAUGCCAGCCCCUUAUCCCACUACCUAUGGCAUGAUGGCUGCUCCUCCACCCCCUGAGGCUUGCCCCCCACCUGGUGAGGGCCCCAAGGAGGGGCCACCCGUCCCGCCGGACCCUGAUGCGGGCAUCCUGAGAUGGCAUGCACGGCAGUUGUGCCGCAGCAUCCUGGACAACACCAUGAACCGCAUGCUGGAGAACAUGGGCUUCUCCCCCGUGACGGAGCGCUCCCAGGGCAUCCACCCACUACUGGUGCUGAGCCUUAGCGAUGAUGAGGAGCGUGAGGCAGAGGAGGCUCAGCGUGCUCUGGAGAACGAGGCGCUGACAGCUGCUAUGCACCACAAGGGCCUCUUCCUGCCGCCCUACCACUAUGACCCGCUGGAGAGCGCCACCACCACCGACUACGACUCUUCUGAGGAGGACAGCGACUUGCCCGAUGAUCCUGGCCCUGAUGACCUGCCCCCACACGACCCCCCACUACGCCUGGCCCCUGCUGUGGCCCGCCCCCUGCCCCGGCCGCCUGAGGUGCAACCUCCCUCGCCUCGCCGGCCCACCCCACCACCACGGCCCCCUGAGGCGGACUGCGAGGGUGAGAGCCAGGAGGGGAAGCCUGACCUGGACGCCAACAAGAACAGCACGGCGGGUGACCUUAGCCCCUGCCCUGAGCCCCCACACCAGGCCCCGAUGCCUGCCCCGGCCUCCACUCCCACUCCAGCUCCCACCCACACCCCGACCACCACCCCGGCUCCUGUCCCUGUCCCACAGGAGCCUCGUGCUGAGGCCCUGAAGCAGCCGGGCCGUGAGGCGCAGCACAAGGCGGAGAACGAGAACAACAACGACAAGUACUUCGUGGACCAGGCCAUCGAGGUGGCCAUCAAGCACCAGGGCUUGGGCUACCAGCAGGCGUGAUGGCCCGGCUACCACACCCCCGCUGACCCCACCUGGCCCCACAGUCCCCCCCGGCCUGCAGCUCGUAGCAUAGUCCCGCCGGGAACCUGGAACGGUGUCGUCUGUCAUAAUAUUAUGCUUUUUAUAUUACGAAAAGUGACCGUCAAAUUGUUUGCUGGCGAUGUGUAGCGCUCCGGACACUCUCCACACGGCCUUGUGUCUCCUAGUCUGUUUGCAGUCAUUCGUUACGUUCCCGUCUUUGUUUCCGAGUCAUGAUACUCAUUACCUUAGUGUGCAGCGGCAGCAGCAGCAGCCGAGUGAGGCAGUGCUGAGCUUUAAUGUGUUCAGGGUGUGGCGGGCGCAGCGAGGGACCGGCUGGCAGCACAGCAACACAGACACUCACACAGUAACACAGCAUCCAUUCAACAUUUUAUAGCCUCUAUGAACACACACACACACACACACACACACACACACACACACACACACACACACACACACACACACACACACACACACACAUAGCCCCUCUCUGCCCCCCCACCCAUGCAGUUCUCCUUACUUCUAUAGAUAUCACUUCAAUUUAUCAGAGUUCCUGGUUAAUUCAGAAAAGAUAAGACUACAUAGUGUUUAUUAUCAAAUCUUUCACAAUAUUGCCCCCCUCUCCCCCCCAAGCCCUUAACAUGUUUUGGUGUAAACCCCUCCCACACCCCCCAUUACCCUGUACCACACCCCCAAGAAAGAAGAGGAAAUGGGGAGGGAAGAAGAGGAGGAGGGGAGAGAAAAAUUAAUGUGAGAUGGAGAGAUAGAGAAAAAUAUGGUGUUUGGUAAUUGUUUUUUAUCUUUCUUGGGUAGUUUUUAGGGUUUUGAUAUUUUGUUUUUGAAGAAUGACUCAGUUUUGCUCCUCGCUUGCUUGUGUGUGUGUGUGUGUGUGUGUGUGUGUGUGUGUGUGUGUGUGUGUAUGGCUAUGUAUGUGUGUGCUUGUUCGUGUGGAUGUUCACCCCCUCUCCUAACCCUUUCCUCAUAUCCCCACUGUCAACCUAAACAAACAAGCAAAAAACAUAAAAAAAAAAGAAAGAGAGAAAGAAUCUUAUAAUAUUUCUAUACCAUAUCAAAACCCUUCAUACAAAACAGCAUUUAUUACAUGUGUAUUGUGAUGGAGAAGAAGAAUUAUCACCUUUAUUAUUAUUAGAGUUAUUAUUAUUGUUAUUAUUAUUAUUAGUUGAAAAAUGUAAAGGUUAUGGUGCGAAGGGGUUUAAUUAAUAGAGUUUGUAUUGUCAAUAGGCUGGGACUGACUGAGAAACUGUGUGUGUGUGUGUGUGUGUGUGUGUGUGUGUGUGUGGCAUUUAUUCAUUGCUUCCUGACUGGCCUGAAUGAGUUAUGCUAUUUUAUCAUUGUUGCUUUAGUUGUUUUUGUUCUGUAGCAUAUCUUUCCCGCCAGGUGAGAGAGAGAGAGAGGAGUGAGGCUCGUUAAGGAAUAGGUGUGAAGCGCAGGUGUUUAAUUGUGGUUUACAUAUUAAUUUUGUUUAUUUACAUCAUGGUUGGGCCAACUUUUCAGUGCAAGAGCUUCAUUAAAGAAUUCACAACUU